CGAUGAACCCGGGAAUUGGAGAGCCUAAGAUUGGGGCUCUGAAAAAUCGUUGAGAGAGUCUGUGGAGUUUUCGAGGUUUGUAAUCAGAGAGAAGGGCAUAGUUGGGAAUGCAGAGAGAUGGUAGGAGCUUCGCUGACAAAGCCUGAGUUGAGUUGGCGAGCCAAACGGUGUCUCGGCGGCAGGACUUGCCACCGGAAACACGUGGAGGACGGGUGACCGUCUGAUCUCCAUCUUCUUCUUCUGCUCCGAUUUUUCUUCCGUUUUCUGCUAAAGCAGCAGUCUCUUUGGUUUCUUUGUUUUUUUUUUCUCUGUAAUUAAGUGAAAGUAGGUAGAAGGAAGAAAUGGGUGAGAAAGGCGGAGAUGGAAACUCCACUUUGCUCCACGGGAAGUACGAGCUGGGACGGCUUCUGGGUCACGGUACUUUUGCGAAGGUGUACCACGCGCGAAACUUGCAGAGCGGGAAGAGCGUGGCGAUGAAGGUGGUGGGGAAAGAGAAGGUGAUAAAGGUGGGGAUGAUGGAUCAGAUCAAGAGGGAGAUCUCGGUGAUGAAGAUGGUGAAGCACCCCAACAUCGUCUACCUCCACGAGGUGAUGGCCAGCAAGUCCAAGAUCUACUUUGCCAUGGAGCUCGUGCGCGGCGGCGAGCUUUUCUCAAAGAUUGCUAAAGGCCGCCUGAAAGAGGACCUGGCCAGAGUCUACUUCCAGCAGCUCAUCUCCGCCAUCGAUUUCUGCCACAGCCGCGGCGUCUACCACCGUGAUCUCAAGCCCGAAAAUCUCCUCUUAGACGAAGAGGGCAAUCUUAAGGUCACCGACUUCGGGCUCAGCGCGUUCACGGAGCACUUGAAGCAAGACGGGCUUUUGCACACAACUUGUGGAACUCCGGCGUAUGUGGCUCCGGAGGUCAUCGGAAAAAAAGGCUACGACGGCGCUAAAGCCGACCUCUGGUCCUGCGGUGUCAUUCUUUAUGUUCUCCUCGCCGGAUUUCUACCGUUCCAGGAUGAUAACCUCGUCGCCAUGUACAGGAAGAUUUACCGCGGAGAUUUCAAGUGCCCGCCUUGGUUCUCCUCCGACGCGCGCAGGCUCGUCACGAAGCUGCUCGACCCGAACCCGAAUACCCGUAUCAACAUAUCCAAGAUCAUGGACUCUUCCUGGUUCAAGAAAUCCGUCCCCAAGAACAUGAAACCCAACGAGGCGGAAUUCGACGACUCCGUUUUAGAGAAAUCGAGCAAAAAGUCGGAGACUCUGAACGCCUUCCACAUAAUCUCGUUGUCGGAAGGGUUCGACCUGUCGCCGCUCUUCGAGGAGAAGAAGAGGGAGGAGAAGGAGGAGCUGAGAUUCGCUACGACGAGGCCGGCGAGCAGCGUGAUAUCGAGGUUGGAGGAGGUUGCCGCCAAGUCGGGGAAUUUCAGCGUGAAGAAGAGCGAGUCGAGGGUGAGGCUUCAGGGCCAUGAGAGUGGACGCAAAGGGAAGCUAGCUAUUGCAGCGGAGAUCUUCGCCCUGACGCCGUCGUUUCUUGUCGUCGAGGUAAAGAAGGACAACGGUGACACCCUGGAGUACAACCAGUUCUGCAACAAGGAGCUCCGGCCGGCGCUCAAGGACAUACUAUGGACCUCCCCUGCAGACAAUUCCGCUCUCGCUUUAGGAAAUAUUAUUAAUUAAUUAAUCUGUAUUUACAUGUUUGGUUGAUUGUUGUUUUUGUUAUCGUUGUUAUUGUUAUUAUUGUUCUGAAUUAAGGUGGCAAAUUGAAUGGCCAUGGCCGUUGUCUUGAAUUUGUGUUUUUGGAUUGAUGUUCGAUUGAAAAGCUGAUUCACAAACAUUCUCAGUCGUUGAUUCA
Corylus avellana is the source of this 1833-nucleotide messenger RNA. RefSeq names its product SOS3-interacting protein 3 (gene SIP3). Lineage: Eukaryota; Viridiplantae; Streptophyta; Magnoliopsida; Fagales; Betulaceae. The record is from RefSeq and is a predicted model, not a curated record. Gene Ontology annotation, biological process: protein phosphorylation; signal transduction. Gene Ontology annotation, molecular function: ATP binding; protein serine/threonine kinase activity.